Girardinichthys multiradiatus is the source of this 5287-nucleotide messenger RNA. RefSeq names its product ankyrin repeat and LEM domain containing 1 (gene ankle1). Bases 530 to 3796 code for a protein of 1088 amino acids. The transcript is spliced from 9 exons. The record is from RefSeq and is a predicted model, not a curated record. NCBI's taxonomy places the organism in Eukaryota, Metazoa, Chordata, Actinopteri, Cyprinodontiformes, Goodeidae. Gene Ontology annotation, molecular function: protein binding; endonuclease activity.
GAGCGUGUGGGCGGGUCUUCCGCCUUCUCGUUUGGAGGGAAGUUUAACCAUCAAAACAGUAAACGCAGCUUAAUCGGAUCUGUGGGUAAGCUUUAAUUUCAAUUUUAUUUAACACCUUUUGGUUAAAGGACAAGCGAUAAAAGGAGUCUGUCUGCUAACAGCAUAAAACAUGUAGCGGAACAUGUACCUGCAACGUGAAGUUGCUUUAGCAGAAUUAGCUCUGUUAGCUAAUUUCGGCUGAAAGUUAUCCGCUUUCUGUUUGAUUCUAUCAUGAACUAAGCAGACAGACGUCGCAAAUAGCUUCGUAUAGUUUUAUGUAAACAUCGGUGGUCAUGGAUCGCAACAAGAGGAGGCUGGCAAGUCAGUUGUGCGCCGCGGUAAACGAUGGAGAUACCAGCACAUUGUUUGCAGAUCUGUGCAGCUCUACCUUUCCAAGGGUGCAAGCCCUAACCUAGUGGGUAGUAAAGGUGUGGCUGCAAUACACUUGGCAGUCGGUAAGGAAACAGAGAAAAACAUACGCUGCUUGAAAAUGUUGCUGCAGAAUGGAGCUGACCCCAAUAUCAGCUCUUCUGAAGGCCUGACUCCUCUUCAUGUUGCUGCUCUUUGGGGAUGUUAUCAGAAUCUCAAGCUGCUCUUAAUGAAUGGCGGGGACCCAAAUAUAAAAGAUAAUGAAGGGAACACACCAGCACACCUAGCAGAGCAAGAAGACAACAGAAGAUGUGCCAGUCUUCUUCAAGAAUACCAGUCCAGCUCAGCUAACUCAGAAGAACAAGACUUUCCUCAGUUUAAAUACUCUGUGUACUCAUACCAGGCCGACACGUCCAGCUAUCCUGAAUCAGACUACAGCUUCAGUUCCCGCUCGUCCAUGAUCAGUGAUUUUGGUGAAGCCCCGCUGAGCAGCACAAGGCUUUCAUCCUUUUCAAACUUGUCUAACAUUAACGGAAGACAAAGUUGCAGGGGAGUAUCAUUUAAUCGGCCUUCUGUCCUGUCAAGCACUCGCAUUUCUGCAGCAGGACCUGCAGCUACAACGGCAGCUCCAAAAGAAGAUGCCUCAUGUUUUGAAGAUGCCCUAAUGACAAAAGAUGAUGAAAACGUGGUUUCAACAAAUGGUACAAAAUCUCCUUCCAGGAGCAAUGCUCCUCCAGAGUUUUUCUCCAGACGAGCAAGUCGAAAGAGUGUUAGCUUCAGAAAUAUAGAUGAAUUUUUCCCUGUUUUUAGCCCAGAAUUAUCCAAACAGAGCAUUGGCGGUAAAAUCAACCAGUGCAUGGACACUUUACCCUUUGACAUGUCUGAAUACUCAGACUUUCUAGAUUCGGGACGCUUGGCCACUGUUUUACCACAGCAGGGGAUCGACGUCACAUCACCGGACCAUGUGUUUGUCUACUCUAGAGAAAGCAGUGAGAGCACAGAGGAGGACUUGGAGAAAACAGUUGUUAGUCACUGUGCUCUCAAACUGAGCGAUGAUGAAACAGAGGGGCAGAACAACAAAGAACCUCCUGUGGAUUCCUCUAAACGACAAGAGCAGCCCCACGUGGGCAGCAGCAGCAGCAGCAGUGGGACUAGUAACAGUCAUUACAGUAGCUGUGAGAGUGACCAUUACAUCAGCUGUCUGGAUGCUCCCGUACCCACAAGACAUCCUGCAUUCUCUCUUGGGGCUGAAUUUGACAAAAAGACCAAACAGGCUUUUACAGACUCUGAAAAUGAACUUCUAAAGGAAGAUAAAAAUAUUCAAGCAGAACCCAAGACACAAUCAAAACCUGAAACUAUACAGCCUUUAUCUGGUUUGCUUGAUAAACUGAUCUUGUCUGAAGAACAACACUCAGAGAAGGAUGUAUUGGAAGCUUGUAGCGGUUCUUUUUUAAGCACUGCAAGAAGACUAGAUGUGGUCAGGGAAGAUGCUAAGACAUCAGAAGAAAAUACUGAACUUAAAUUUAAACACAGCCCCUUUGUGACCAGCAGGACGCGUUCUAGAUUGAGCCGCUGCUCGAUGAGAGCAAGCAGAACCCCUGAGAGCCUGUUAAUCACAUCAUCUUUGUUUGAGGAUACAUUGCCAACGCCAGUUCGGACGUUCCGGCAGACGCCAAGGUCUCAGGGCAGUGGACACUGCUUUAACUCCCCUAACACACCUAGUCAUACGUCAGACUCUUCGGAGAGAUGUACCGAAGGAGAUUUAGUACCCGAGGAGAGCCAGGACAUGCAGUCCAGCACUCUUAGAGGUCCAAGCAUCAGCAACAGCCAAGCUGAUACUCUUAUUCUACACAAGAGCGUAACUGACUCUGCUGAGGGAUCACAGUCUUUGAAUGACACGGUCAUGUUGGACAAGAUCCAGGAUGACUCAGUCGAUGCUUAUGAAAGAAAUCUUGCUGAGAUUAUUCUUGCUGUGCGAGGACCGAACAGGGAUCUUUCUAAAGAUGGGCAAUUUCUAACGGAUGAUUUGACUAGUUCAGACGAGGCAAAAGUAGAGGAUCCAACAGCUGGACAACUGGUAGAUGAUUUUAAAAACCACAAUGUUUGGGUUACUGAAGACUACAGCUCAGGCUCCAACUCUGCGUCCUCUUCAUCCACCUCCAGCUGUUUUUCUCCAAGGAGAUCCACGGAGGACUCGGACCCUUCCUGUACUCCAGGUACAGGAUGCACCCCGAGGUACAGCAUGAGCCGACUGUCAAGCAGCCGUCGACCUCUUCGCCUGGCAGACCUGUCUUUCACCCCCGGUGGGCGUCCAGUCAUUCAGGACCCGGAUGAACCGGUGGAGUAUCUCUACACUGAUACAGAACAGGGCCACAAGCUCAUUGAGACACACAUACCACCGACAUCAGACACCUCGCUCACCUCCAGCACCAGCUUCAGUGAUGAGACAGUUCUGUACGACUGGUGCUCCUUGCAAACUGAAAUAAAGACCAACAAAGGGAAAGAGAACCAGCAACCUGACAUGCUGCCUCAGGAAGAGGAACAUGAUAAAUCUGAGAGCAAUCUGUUGCCAGAAACCAGAGGAAUGACUGACAAAGAGCUGAGACUGAGGCUGGUGGAGCUAGGAGUGAGCCCAGGUCCUAUCAGCAGCCGCACCAGGCCCACUUACCUAAAAAGGCUCUGCCGCCUGUUGCAGGAGGAAAAUUGCAACACCCAGCAUCACAAGAAGCAGUCAGACCACCCCCACAAAGAUUUAGGGUAUAGUCCAGAACUGUGUCGGGUCCUAACUAAAUUCCAACUCCCCAACUCCCACGCUGAUGAGCAGGCAUUGAGCCAGCAGUUUGACCAACCAGAUCAAAACAGGAAGUGGAGGGAGGGCAUAAUCAAGUCCAGCUUCAACUACCUGCUGCUUGACCCCAGAGUCACAAAAAACCUCCCGUUCCGCAGUCACAGUCACACCAUGACUCCUCAGGAGUGUUUUCAGACUUUUAUCCACGCCAUAUUUUACGUGGGCAAAGGAAAACGCUCCCGCCCCUACAGUCACCUUUAUGAAGCCUUAGAGUACUACCGAGGGGAGAAGACCGCCAAGAAACUCUGUCCAAAGGUGCAGCAGAUCCUGCAAGUGUGGACCGCCGGGCAGGGAGUCAUCUCUCUGCACUGUUUUCAGAACGUCAUUCCGGUGGAAGCUUACACAAGAGAGGCCUGCUUGGUGGAGGCCAUCGGGCUGAAAAUGCUGACAAAUCAGAAGCGAGGAGAUUUCUAUGGCGUGGUCUCCAACUGGGAGAUGAAACGGAAACGGGAGCUUGGGAUCCACCUGUUAUACCGAGCCUUGCAGAUCUUCCUGGCUGAGGGUGAGAGACAGCUCAGACCAGUAGACAUCAGGCAGUAGAGACAUCCCCCCCCGGAGCAGAGCAUGGAGGUGGGGGACGCACAAUGCCAACUCUUACGGAGUGAAAUACCACUAUAUUGAUAAACAAAGGAUUGGUGAUAUUAACCAUAUCAACUGCUUUAAAACUCUUAUUCAGCUAAAGUAAAAAAUGUAAAAGGUGACAUAAGGGAUGGGACUCUGUCCUAAAAUCAGUGCAGUUAUCAUUUAUAAGACAGGCUGAACAUACAUCCUCAGGAACAAAACUCAAAAAAGAGUUUUCAGGAUUCAGCACUGAAGACGAGGCAACUUCCUGUGCGAAAGUAUUCAUGAGUCAAAUUUAUCAUAGUCAGUGUAACUGCCCUGUCAUCAUUGCCAUACACCAUUUAACCUAAUAUGGACCCAAUCCGUUCUGUAUACCCAUGGAGUCAUCAAAAACAUGUUUGUUGAAAUCAUUUAGUUUGUGUCCUGUAUUUGUAACUAUUUGCUUUUUUCAAUGCAUUUUCUCAGGUUAAUUUGUGAAAAUUAUUCUCAUGACAAAGUUAUGGCUUUCUCAAAUAUGGUGUGUUUCAGCUUCAAAGAAUGAUGCUGCAUCUCUUUAAAAAAAUAUUUCCUCUGAAGUUCAAACCCUGCUUUGACUUGUGGGGCAGUCCUUUUAAAGACGUCCAUGUUAAAGGUUUCAAAGUAAUUUACAUUUCCUAAAUUGUGACAAAAAAACAUUUCACAUAGCUGAGUUAUCAUAGCUUGUAUUAGUUUAGUUCUGUUUAACAAAAAAGACGAUAGCUAGUUGAUGUAUAGCGAUGUUAGUGAGCAUAUAAAUAGUUUAAAAGGAGAUUAUCAUGAGAUGUUUCUAUUCAUUAGCAGAACUAGUUUUAACUUUGUUCCUGUGUGACGGGUCUUUAGCUUGCAUGCUGGAUCUCUGGGGUUACAGCUGUUACUUGUCAUGAUCUCCAUAAUUUUACCAUCUCAUUUACUACACAUCAGUGACCAGAGCAGUGAGCAUCCAAAGCACUCAUUAUCUCCGCAGGGAAUUACGAUUGAUGAGCUCUCCGAGAGUUUCGCUUUGCAAAAAAAAAGCAUUAGCACUGACAAAUGCAGACUUUGUGUUUUUAUAAUGUUUUCUUUGCAUCCCGAUUAAAGCUAAAUUAAACGAUUGCGUCUUUAGUAAAACAUCUCAAACACAGCGUUAAGAUUCAGGUUUUUUUAAAGGAUUUGUUUAAAUAAUUGUUAAACGGUCACUAUUAAGCUCUUGGUGGCAUGAAAAAAAUUUGUGCAUUGUUUCUGAUUUAUCUUAGAGUUUAAAAAUAAAGCUCACCAAUAUUAUCUCAACUGAUAUUUUUCUUUCAUUUUAAGAAUGUGUUUUUGUACAGUUAAUGAAAUCGGUCUUUCGUUCUGUUUACACUGUCUAUCACUGUGUUAGUCCUGUAUUCUCUUUACAUUUGUUGGUUUUCGUGACACAGGAAAAAUGUAGAAGCUCUCACAUUAAACUGGAAGCUGCUCAGUUUUUAGUCUUUA